Messenger RNA from Sardina pilchardus (European sardine), 1588 nucleotides. RefSeq lists its product as uncharacterized. Bases 250 to 1035 code for a protein of 261 amino acids. The record is from RefSeq and is a predicted model, not a curated record. The transcript has 7 exons. Lineage: Eukaryota; Metazoa; Chordata; Actinopteri; Clupeiformes; Clupeidae.
AUGGAGUGUCUUGUGCUGAUUUUGAUGCUGAAGAUAGCGGUUUAUUCUUCAGGUUUAAACAGUGCUUCAGUGGCUCCUUCAAACUAAGUUAGCAUUGUUACACCCACUGGACAACCUUGGACUCUGCUCGUUAUUUGGUCUCAAGCUUUUGCCAACAAUUAUAGCAAGUAGCACACUUGGCUGGACACUGGUCAUCGGCACUAACUGGGAAACAGAAACAGAAAGAGAGGGAGAACACACAGCCAAAUCAUGGAGAUGGUGGAGCUGAGCAGCGCUGACCCUACAGCUGAUGAUAAAGGCGAGGAGGAAAGUGCAGAGAUCCUGAAGACGGAUGUUAUAGAAGCAGCAGAGGGAGAGGAUGAGGAUGAAACGAAUGUUUACUCCAAACUUCAGAAUGUACCCGAGGAUGUCUAUCAGAUGGCGACCCUGGCAAAACAGCCUCAGAAACACAUAACAAACUUCUCAAGAUUUCGCCUGUUCCGGGCCGUGACUGCGAUUCUCUGCGUCAUCUGUCUGAUACUAUUGGUCGUGAUUAUUGCACUCGCAAUGAAGUUGCAGAUGCAAUCUGUCUGUUCAGAGGAGAAGAUGGAUGGAUCUCCUGUCUGCACUUUACAGCAAUGCCAGUCAAUUUACCCGCAAAGACAGAAAGUUCACACCUCUACCUGCCAAAAGUGUGGUAACGGUUGGGUCGAGUUCGAAGGCUUCUGCUUCCUGCUCUCCCGGGACCGUCUCACCUGGUCUGAGAGCAGAGGAGAGUGCCAGCGCAGAGGUGCUUAUCUGGCUGUUCCUGACCAAGACAGAGUUCAGAACUUUCUGUCUCAGAAGAGCAAGGAUCUCCACUGGAUUGGCCUGAGCCGCCCCCGCUCUGGGGAAUGGACCUGGGUAGACGACUCUACACUGGGCAAGAGUCACUGGUCGAAACGGCCCGGUGAGGAGGACUGCGUGUAUCUGAAUGGAGAAGACGUUUCUACUCAGAACUGGGCAACGGCAAAAUGUUCAGCUGUUUCAUACUACAUCUGUCAGAAAGAUCGCUGAAAUCCUUCUGCUGACUUCGCUUCCCAUCAGCCUCAUUAACCAGUUCAUAUCUUUCUAUCAUAACCACAACUUACACUGUACCAUACCUUCAUAUUCCAACAAAUCAUAAUGAUAAUGGGAAGUUUCAUGUGAUUGUAGAUUCACUGGAAGUAAUUCAUAAAAAAUACUGUACUUUAAAAUGCGUUUAUUUGAAGAAGCAGCUUCGAUGUAUCGUUUGUUUGCACUUUGAAAGCCUUUUUGCACUUAAACCUGUGGAUUUUUUUCUAUAACAAUUAUGAAUUGUCUUCAGUGAUAUAGAGAGAUGAGUAGAUUUUGUAUUUUUUAUUUAGCAUUUUAUUUGAUUAAACCGGAGUAAGGUUUAUAACAGUUUCAUUAUAUCAGCUGCAUUUGCUGUGAACCUCUUUAAUCCUUCAUAACUCUUCAUAUCCUUUUUGCCACAUGCAGAGUUCACUCUGUGCAGUACAUUGGGACCGGUACGGCCACUUCUGAGAUUACGAAGUCUUUGGACAGUUUGUAGUUUGUUUCAUAUAUUAAAUAAAGAACUCAAGCCCUA